Messenger RNA from Monosiga brevicollis MX1, 987 nucleotides. RefSeq lists its product as uncharacterized. The transcript has a single exon. The coding region runs from base 1 to 987 and encodes 328 amino acids. The record is from RefSeq and is a predicted model, not a curated record. NCBI's taxonomy places the organism in Eukaryota, Choanoflagellata, Craspedida, Salpingoecidae.
AUGCACACCCACCAGCCAAUUCGGUGCCUUGGCAAAGGAAUAUUGGAGGAGCCUGACACGAAACCUGACACGAAACCUGACACGAAACCUGAUACGGAAUCUGCCGCGGAACCUGUUCAUGACCCAUCGACCACAACGGCUCCGCUUGCCGCGCACGUGAUUGAGGGCCUCCGAACUAAAGUCCAGAAGAAGUCGCAACGCCUGCAGACUUUUGGCUUUGAUCCCUAUUUCUCGGCCUACAUUGCCGUGACCAUGCUCAUGGGCCACCGGCUCAAGACAGACCUAGCAACGGCCUGGUACCCUCUUUGGGACAAUGUCAUGGUACCCUUCCUCGAGAGUACCCUGAACCGCGGCUUUGCAAGUCCGGACACAACCCCAACGUCCUUGGAAGAGGCUCGAGCCCACCUGCGCAAACAGUUUGGCUUUCACUUGGGCGUCGCCGCCCUGGCCCGAAUGUUGGACGCUUCGACGAGCAAUUUUACUCGACUCGAUGAAUUCGAUGAGUGGGUACAGGCGGUGGAUUGCAUGUUUCAGCACGAACCGCUUGAAUACACCAUGCUGACCAAGGUCCUGAUGCUGUGCAAGCUCCAGCGCCAGUGCAAUUGCAGUCGACUGGUGGAGCGCCUCGCCACUGCGGCACACCAGGCUACAUCUGGUUCGGCGUCGACUUUGGCUAAAGUCGUGGCAGAAGCUCUCGAUGGUUACGUCCCGACUCGUGAUAUUCUUUUCAGCGUGCCAAGCAACCGGACGGCGCCCAAGGGGCCGACGACUAGCUCGGCCUCCGGACCCAAGCCGGCUAGCAAGCGUGCCGCCAGCUCCCGCAGCCGUCCAGCUCUCCGUAUUCCAGCCAAGCUCCGCAAUUCUGAAGAGUUCACCCAGCUCGACAAAAGCGACAAGCAAGCUCGAUACAACUUUGCUCGAAAACAUCGUCUUUGCUACCACUGCUUCGCCGACGACCACCAGAGCAAGGCGUGCCCAAAAAACUAG